Molecule: messenger RNA, 2499 nt
Organism: Triticum aestivum (bread wheat)
Lineage: Eukaryota; Viridiplantae; Streptophyta; Magnoliopsida; Poales; Poaceae
Product: LEAF RUST 10 DISEASE-RESISTANCE proteinUS RECEPTOR-LIKE PROTEIN KINASE-like 2.1
Exons: 5
Coding region: 39-1994 (651 amino acids)
Biological process (GO): protein phosphorylation
Molecular function (GO): ATP binding; protein kinase activity; polysaccharide binding
Source: RefSeq, a predicted model, not a curated record
UGGACCCGUUUCAUUUCCCUGGACCUGCUGCAGCAGUCAUGUUCCGCUCACCCAUGCUCCUACUGCUCACCUUCCUCCUCUCUAGCACCACCACUAUAGCUGCCGAAAUCCCGCCGUCGUGCGAGCCAGCGUCGUGCGGCGACCUCCGCAUCACGUACCCCUUCUGGCUCGGCGGCACGCACCCGCCCGAGUGUGGCUACCACGCCUUCCGGGUCACCUGCGACCACCGCGCCGGCAGCAAGGCCUUACUCCAGCACUCAGUUUCCACGUACCAGAUCCUCGACAUCUCCUAUCAAGACAGCUCGUUGCGGAUCAAAAACGUUGAGCUCUCGGACGGCAUGUGCAACCCCAAGCUCCAUGCGAACGCCUCCUCCAACCUCGGCCUCGCGCCCUUCGGCAUCAGCGCCGCCAACCAGGAGCUCUUCUUCCUCUACAACUGCAGCGCCCUGCCGCCUCCGCCUACAUGGGCGCCCAUGUACUGCGCCACUGGAUCCAAGCGGCCGCUCAACAAUUCGUUUGCGUGGCUUGCUGGGGCAUACAAGCUAGACGACAUUUCGAGGCAGGUGCACUGGAACUGCACGGCGUCCAUGAUGCCAGUGCUCGGGUACAAGGGGGCGACCGGGGUGGACUACCAGCGGCUGAUGGAGGGCGGGUUCCUUCUUGAGUACACGGCCGGCGACUGUGUGGCGUGCAUGGAGAGCCGAGGAAUUUGCCGGACUAAUAUCACCAACGAUAUCUUCGAGUGCCACUGCCCCGACGGAAUUUCUUCGUCCAACAUCUGCGCUAUCAUGGAGACCGGCACGAAGAUUGUACUAAUAGUUUUGGCAGUAACAGCUGCAACCUUGAUCUCCCUCUGUUUUUAUCUGCUGAGGCAUAUAAAGGUAAGACUAUGGAUUCCCCUUAGCAAGAAGACUAGCAGCAACACCGAAAAGAAUUAUGAGGCCAUGAUUGCAGCAUAUGGAUCCCUAGCUCCUACAAGAUACAUCUACUCGGAGGUAAUGAAGAUAACAUAUUCUUGUAAGAAACAACUUGGAAAAGGUGGUUAUGGUGUGGUUUUCAAAGGAAGGCUACAGGAUGGUCGUUUGGUUGCUGUGAAAUUCUUGCAUGAUUGCAAAGGAAACGGAGAAGAGUUUGUGAAUGAGGUUCUGAGCAUUGGAAGGACCUCUCAUGUUAAUGUUGUUAGCUUAUUUGGGUUUUGUUUCGAGGGAUCAAAGCGAGCUCUUAUAUAUGAGUAUAUGCCUAAUGGUUCCUUGGAUAAGUACAUUUACUCACAAAACCCCAAAGAAAUUUUAGGAUGGGAGAGGCUCUAUGUAAUAGCAAUCGGGAUUGCUCGUGGCCUUGAGUACUUACACCAUAGAUGUAAUACUCGUAUUGUCCAUUUCGAUAUGAAGCCUCAAAAUAUCCUUCUAGACAAGGAUUUUAGCCCAAAGAUUGCUGAUUUUGGUCUAGCUAAAUUAUGUCAUACAAAGGAGAGUGAGCUUUCAAUGACCGGUACUAGAGGAACAAUUGGGUUCAUCGCUCCGGAAAUCCACUCUCGAACCUUUGGAGUUGUUUCAACAAAAUCAGAUGUUUAUAGUUAUGUAAUGAUGUUGUUGGAGAUGGUUGGAGGUAGGAGAAAUGUCAAAUCAAUUGUGAACAAAUCUAGCGAAAAGUAUUUUCCAGAUUGGAUUUACGACCACUUUGCCCAAGAUGAAGGAUUAAAAGUAUGUGAAGUUACAAGCGAAGUUGAGGAAAUUGCGAGAAAGAUGACCUUAAUUGGCUUGUGGUGCAUACAAGUAUUACCUAUAUAUCGCCCUACUAUAACAAAAGUUCUAGAAAUGUUUGAGAAAAGCUUGGAUGAUUUGGACAUGCCACCAAAGCAGAGCUUCUAUGAACUACUUGAGAGUCCAACUAAUAAUAUGGAAGUACAAAGUGUAUGGUCUGAGACUGAGGAGAUUGAAACAUUGGAGAUACGCCAUGUCAAGGGUAUGCCCCCCACAAGGGAUAUUGCCUAGGAGGUGCCAUGCGUCGAGGAGGGGCACACGAUGAGGGUAAGCCCCGUGAAGAGGGUAUGUUACUGUCACGGCUAUGGAAUAUUUCACCUAUGCAGCACCACCAACAAAGAUUACUCGCCAGAGGAUAUUGUGUCAGGAUAAUCCUCUGUGAGUAGCUGUAAAGACCACAAUUGCCCGCAUAAUCCACCCCCUCCAUCCUCUCCAUUUAUCCAGUGGGUUCCCCCAAGUUUACAGUCUAGUCACGAUUGUAAACACACGUUGUGAAUCCACAAGUGGCACGGUGAUUUCCAAUUAUUUAGCUGUACUACAGUACAUCGGGAAAUUAAACCAGCGCAACAGAAUUCUACAUUGUAUCACAAAAUAUAUUUGCAUGACCUAGAGUUGAGGGCAUCCGCAUCAAAAAAAGAAUAUCAGUUUUGUGUUCUCAAGUUCUAGCCACUAAUGGUAGACAAGCUACCAAGACCUUCAGAACUAGAAAUUUUCUCGAGAUCACAAUAAACACAAU